Messenger RNA from Chenopodium quinoa (quinoa), 394 nucleotides. RefSeq lists its product as uncharacterized. The transcript has 2 exons. Lineage: Eukaryota; Viridiplantae; Streptophyta; Magnoliopsida; Caryophyllales; Amaranthaceae. Bases 3 to 332 code for a protein of 109 amino acids. The record is from RefSeq and is a predicted model, not a curated record.
CCAUGUGGGAGCAGUUUCCGAUGGUUGCCCGCCUAUGGACGGCGGAGCUGCAGCGGCCGCCAAGUGGGGUGACUGCCAUGUGUGACCAGCACUACAUGGAAUGGUACAUCCGACACUCGCACCCGAGGUUGAUCAAAGACAUCGACGACGCAGAUGAUGACGAUGUGCCACCUGCCACUGCCUCUUAUGCGUGGAUGGGCAAGAUUAUGCAGUUGGGACACCGACUUUUUGAGGAAAGGGACUGCAUGACGAGUGCAUCAGUCAGAGCUGUUAUUGACGAUCUGGAACGGACCCUUGAGCAGUGGCAGUGGGCGUCACAGAGGGAUUACUGAUAUUUGAAAUUAGACAUUAUCUUUUUAGUUUGUAAUAUUUGAAAUUAUUGUUCUUAGUUUUU